Molecule: messenger RNA, 5018 nt
Organism: Peromyscus californicus insignis
Lineage: Eukaryota; Metazoa; Chordata; Mammalia; Rodentia; Cricetidae
Gene: Usp50
Product: ubiquitin specific peptidase 50
Exons: 8
Coding region: 1-1509 (502 amino acids)
Biological process (GO): Ras protein signal transduction; endosome organization; protein K48-linked deubiquitination
Cellular component (GO): dendritic spine; extrinsic component of plasma membrane; postsynaptic density
Molecular function (GO): cysteine-type deubiquitinase activity
Source: RefSeq, a predicted model, not a curated record
AUGUCUCCUUCCCAAGAAGGAGUACUGGUGACUGCACUGCAGUGUGCACUGGAAUCAGAAAAGCCGUCUUCCUCCACAGAGUACCGUAGGGAUGGGGGAAGAGCCUUACCCAGAGGAGUUGGGGCACGUGUUGCAUUUGGGAGGGCUCUGCUGGAUUUGACCUGUGAAGGACCCCGAAAAGUUCGGAGGCUGCCUGGGUCCCAGGAGCUUGCCUCCCAGCCACACAAGCACUUACGUCCCAGGAGCUUGCCUCCCAGCCACACAAGCACUUACUUCCUAAGCCUGGGUCCCAGGAGCUUGCCUCCCAGCCACACAAGCACUUACUUCCUAAGCCUGGGUCCCAGGAGCUUGCCUCCCAGCCACACAAGCACUUACUUCCUAAGCCGAGGGGCCUCGCUGUCACCCUCACUCACUCCUCCCCGGAAACCCUUUCCUUCCAUAUGGCCACACAGCGCGGAGUGUGCAGAUUAUGACUCCCUGCCAGAGUCUGAGACCCAGCCACACUUCCAGGGCGUGACAGGACUGCGGAACCUGGGCAACACCUGCUACAUGAACGCCAUCCUGCAGUGUCUGUGCAGUAUCUCUCCGCUGGUGGAGUACUUCCUCUCCGGAAAGUACAUCACCGCUCUUCAGAAGGACUGCAGUGACGUCACCACCGCCUUUGCCUACCUGAUGACAGAUAUGUGGCUUGGGGACUCAGAGUGUGUCUCCCCAGAGAUAUUUCUGUCGGCUCUUGGCAGUCUUUACCCGGCUUUUCUGAAAAAGACACAGCAAGAUGCACAGGAGUUCCUGAUUUACGUCCUCAAUGAGCUUCAUGAAGCUUUGAAAAAGCACUGCCAGAGAAGAGCACAUGAGCAAAGAUCUUCCCAACGAUGCUGCAGGAAGGUGAUGGCCAGCGAGACGUCCAUCGUCACCCGGCUGUUUGAAGGACAGCUCAGUUACAGCAUCACAUGUUUAAAGUGUGAGAACUGCACCUACAGGAACGAAGUUUUCACCGUCCUCUCCCUCCCCAUCCCAUCCGAGUGUGAAUGCUCCCUUCAGGACUGUCUCCAGUGUUUUUUCCAACAAGACACAUUGACCUGGAACAACCAAAUCCACUGUUCUUUUUGUGAAAUCAAGCAAGAAACAGCUGUGAGGUCCACUAUUUCCAAAGCACCAAAAAUACUUGUUUUUCACUUAAAAAGGUUUGACAUCCAGGGUACAGUAAAGAGGAAGCUGAGGACAGACGUCCGUUACCCACUCAUGAACUUGGACCUCACGCCUUACAUCUGUCCAAUUUUCCGGAAACAUCCUAAGUACAACCUCUGUGCAGUGGUGAACCACUUUGGUGAUCUGGAUGGUGGCCAUUACACUGCCUUCUGCAAGAAUGCAGUAACUCAGGCCUGGUACAGCUUUGACGAUACCCGAGUCAGUGAGAUUCCAGACACUUCAGUCCAAACGGCCACAGCCUAUCUUCUGUUCUACAGCUGCCAACCCUUUUCCAUCCCGAUACAGACACGCAAGAGCUAGGACAGCGCUCCCGAUCACUGCAAACAAGCCAUCAGAAACUGCAGGGAAAUGUGCUUUGUCAAUUAAAUCUUUACCACCCACUUCCAUCGCUAAGGUCUGUAAGUCUCACAGACAGCCUCUAUAAGACAAGUCUGCAGCAUAAGGAGAUAGGUCCCUGCUCGCUAAGGGCACAUGGAAGCCAUGCACUGCCAUCACAAAGGGCGGCAUGGAAGCCAGGCACUGCCAUCACAAAGGGCGGCAUGGAAGCCAGGCACUGCCAUCACAAAGGGUGGCAUGGAAGCCAUGCACUGCCAUCACAGGGGCACAUGGAAGCCAGGCACUGCCAUCACAAAGGGCGGCAUGGAAGCCAGGCACUGCCAUCACAAAGGGCGGCAUGGAAGCCAGGCACUGCCAUCACAGGGGCACAUGGAAGCCAGGCACUGCCAUCACUAAGGGCACAUGGAAGCCAGGCACUGCCAUCACAAAGGGCACAUGGAAGCCAGGCACUGCCAUCACAAAGGGCACAUGGAAGCCAGGCACUGCCAUCACAAAGGGCGGCAUGGAAGCCAGGCACUGCCAUCACAGGGGCACAUGGAAGCCAUGCACUGCCAUCACUAAGGGCGGCAUGGAAGCCAUGCACUGCCAUCACAGGGGCCCAGGAACUGCAGGUUUCAAAGGUCAAUGUUUCAUGCAGCGGGUUUCUAUCAUAUUUCAUAAUUGUAAGUAUCAAGUUAUCUUCCAAAAAAUUUUAUACUUAUUUUGUCCUAUGUGGAUGUGGAAGUCGGAGGGUAACCUGUGGAAGUUCAUUCUCUUUUCCACUGUGUGGGUCCUGGGAUUGAACUUGGGUCCUCACUGAGCCAUCUAACCAGCCCAGCGCCAAUAAUUUCUGUUUACACAGGUGAGUGCAUAGCUCAGUGGUAGGAUGUUUCCUCAGCAUCACUAGCACAGGGGAAAAGUUCAGUGCAAAAGUGACCCGAAGGGCUGGAGAUGGCCCAGUGGCUCAUAACAGCCUUUGCUGCUAGCAGAGGACCUGGGUUCAGUUGUUAGCACCCAUAAGGUGUGUACACACACACACACACACACACACACCACUAAUACAUAUAAAUCUUAAGGACUUGAACCCAUGCUCCAACCUUCCCCUGUAAGUUAAAUAACUGCUCUCAGAAUCUUUGUUUAGAAGAGACUCCGAAAACAAUAAGGACUGCUGCACUGCCCCUGGCUGCCUUCCAGAACUUGAAGGUUAAGAUCCUAUUGCUGAGGACACCACAUACUUCAGAUACAGGACUUGAAGGACUCGAGCUGAAACCGACCUGGAAGCCUGCCCUUGAGGACUAGCUCUCGUAGUAUCCCAGCAUGCUAUGUAUGCUGCCAAGAGAGGAAAGCAAUCAGUAGUCAGAGUCAGCUAGGACACCUAUAAACCACAAUGGCCAAUGAGGCAAGAAACCCAGCAGGUGCGAUGGUGGCACCUGUAUCAUGCGGACAGCCAACAGCUGUCUAAUUGGACUAACCGGAUUUAAACUGUUUAAUAGGAGGGAAUCCAUGCCUGGUAAACUGAGUCAACUACCCAUAACUGGUGAGGUGAUGGGCCCUAGGGGAGAACCUCCUCCUGCCAGUGUAAUUGCCAACUUUAUCCUGAGUCCUAUCCACAGGAAGUGCAGCUCCCAACUUCAUCCUGAGUCCUACUAUCCGCAGGAAGUGCAGCUCUCCACCCCCAUCAAAGAAGCUUUCUGUGGCAGAUGGAGACAUCACAGAGGUCACUACUAAUCACAGUGAGAACAAAUGACCAAGUGAUACCUGGCCCCAGAAGACACACCUACAGCACAACCUCUAUAUCUGCGGCUCAGGGAACAUCUGGGAGGGGGGCAGGGCAUCUGCUAUGAGACAGUACCUUUGUACAUGACCCAUAAAAUCUCACAAGGAGACUUGCACAGAGACACUACCAACUGACGUGCCAGCAUAGAUGGGGAUAAUCUUACAAGGUCCCAUCCCUAGAUGAAGAGCUACAGGCAAUUAAAGCUACUUAAGAAUGGAAAAAUCGCCUAGCGGAGAUGGUGCACACCUUUAAUCCCAGCACUCGGGAGGCAGAGCCAGGCUGAUCUCUGUGAGUUCGAGGCCAGCUUGGUCUACAGAGUGAGAUCCAGGACAAGUGCCAAGACUACAUGGAGAAACCCUGUCUUGAAAAACAAAAAACAAACAAACAAAAAAGAAUCAAUCUUCUCCAGGGAUGAGAACCCUGACAUGUUAUACAAUCUCAAAUCGUUAGCUCUAAAAACAUAUGAGCAACACUUCUGGACUGAGCAGGGUAUGUGUGUGAGAGAGAGAGAAACAUAAGAAGUAAUGAAUUUGAAAGAGUUGGGGAACACAAGAGGCAUUGAGAAGGUGAGGUGGAAACCCAACUUUGUUUAGUGUUCACCGAUGUCCUGAGGAAGGUGAGGACUCCGCCGCCGCAGCUCUGGAGGACGGCCUGCUUCUCACCACAGUAGCUCACUUUACACAUACACCAACUCCGCACUUGACCGCAACUCUUCAGAAUUGGGAGGAGUCUGGGGGUUAUUUGAACUGACUUCCAGCUCUUAAACCUGAGUACCACUUGUGGGGAGAGUGGAACUGAGUCCUCCCUCUACAGAAUAACUAAAGCAGACAUCAGGGUGGUGGCUGAAGUCUGUGUAAAAGCACUUAGGCAGGUGGACCUCUGUGAGUGCGAGGCCGGUUGGUGAGUUCUACAAAGCAAGACCCUGCCUCAAAACUAGGCGGGAAGGGAGGGGAGACAGAACACUUACAAGAUUUCAAAUGAUUCUUUUUCAUUAAGAUUUUAAUGUAGAUGUAAAUGAAUCUUUUUAGAAAAUUAAAGUCUCCAUUUUUUCUUUUAGAAUAAAGAUUUAGUGCACAAAUACAGCCCGGAGCCAACAGAAAAAGAGUUUUGCCUUGUCACUUCCCCAGGAAAGCCCUGCAGCUACCUAAAAAAGGCCAAAAGAGACCAACCAACACUCCUUUCUCGGCUUUCCACAGAAGGACAUGUUCAACUAUAUACAGCGAUCUGAUGUGCAAGAGUGCAAUAAAUAUGUACAUAUACAUUCCUAUCUGCGUUAGGUCAUUCUAGAAUAUUCAGAGUGGAUCAAGCUGGGACUAGAAAUGAGAAAAGGCUAUAGCAGCGAAUAGGAAAAUGAGGGUUACAAUGGUUUGAUACCAAUAGAAUAAUAAAUGUCUGGCUAAUGAAUUAUUUUUAACUUUGGGGCAGACUAAAAAAGUUGUUUUGAAAUAAAUGAUACCUGUAAGGGAUGCUUACUAUGAUACUUGUUAAAUGUCAGUUUUUUGUUGUUUGAUAACAGCACUGACCUUAUUAUUGGUGCUAGUAACACAGCCCCCAGUAUUCUGGAAUUCCUCUACAUAGCCAGUUGCAGUGAUCCGUUAUCUCUGUAAGCAUUAGGAGAUGUGCCUCUGUGGUUUGAAAACAUCAACGCGCUCAUAACCUACACCUCUUUAUGUGGCUACAUCAGUUAUGCGUGGUCCCAGUGAAGUAUAAAAGAGGA